AUGAUGGAUGAGCAAGGCUUCUUAGUAAGAGAUCAAUUAGUCAAUGAUAUCAAGUCAAUCAAGAAGACACUUAAAAGUUGGACCAAAGUGUUUACUUAAAUCAUGGAAUUACAAGUAUAGAAUUCUAAACAACAAAAUCAGAAUGUAUCAUCCUAUUAAUAAUACUUAGACUAUUCUCAUAUAGCAGAUAUUGUAAUACUUCUCCAAACCAAACAAGAAACCUCAAUAAAUGCCUAUCUCUCCUAUUCGAAGGAUGGGACAUAAAACUGAGCCAGAUGAUUUCUUUCUCAGAAAAUUAGAGGAAACAGAGAUUUACAACAAUGACAACCUUUAAAAUGAAUUAAAUAAUCCUAAAAAAGUGAACUUAUUCUUAUUUUAGAUGUCCAUUGUUAAUUAUUAAGGAACACCAUUUGAUAGUGCUUAUGAGAGUAUUAAUCGAGAAAUGCAAUAAUAUUAUGAACCUGAAAAUUAAGUGACAGAGUAAUCAGCAGAAGUGUUCAAAAAUUUCAACAAAAUUGGAUAGUAAGGUGUUAAAGCUGCACUUAAUAUGGAAGGUUUCUCAUUGCCUUAAAGCACAAAAAAUAACACAGAACGAAAACACUUUAUAUAACCAUGUACUCUUUCGUCAAAGUAAUUGUAAAUCCAAGAAUCUAAAGAAAAUAUGAAAAUCUCUAAAUAACUUGAGAUGAAAAAAAUUAAAAUUAAAGAAUAAAGAUUAUCAACAGUUGUUGAAGAACCCUCUGCAUUGUUAAAUAGUUAAUAAAAUACAAAACGUAAGAACUUCCUUUUAUUUUAGAGGUUCUUCUUUGUAUUGGAGGAUCUCAAAAUAUUGUAUAAUCCUGUUAAAAUAAAAAUUCAAUAACAGGAUUUGAAUUUUAAAUCCCACUAUAGUCAUCUGUGUCCAAAACACCAAAUAAUAAUACUAAACCAUAAAAUUAUUUUGCAGACAAUACUAGAUCAGGUUCCAAAUCAUUGUAUUAAAACAACUUUCCAUAGAAUAUUCAAUAUAUCAAUAAUUCCAAUAAUAAAUAAAAUCCAAUCAAAUAUGAAUAUCUGAGCUCAGUAUUUCUAUUUACUAUAUUAUAUUUAGAGAGCCAAAAGUUUUAGUGAUCAAAAUAGUAAGAGACAUCCAAGUAAAAAAUGCUUAGAUUUAGAAUUAAUAGAUAAAUAAUAUGAAAAUAGUUAAGAAAUAUUGAAGAAAACUAAUACUAUGCGCAAAACAUGA
Molecule: messenger RNA, 1225 nt
Organism: Paramecium primaurelia
Lineage: Eukaryota; Ciliophora; Oligohymenophorea; Peniculida; Parameciidae
Source: the annotation of a GenBank genome assembly